This is a messenger RNA of Fusarium tjaetaba, 909 nucleotides long. RefSeq lists its product as uncharacterized. The record is from RefSeq and is a predicted model, not a curated record. Lineage: Eukaryota; Fungi; Ascomycota; Sordariomycetes; Hypocreales; Nectriaceae. The transcript has a single exon. Bases 1 to 909 code for a protein of 302 amino acids.
AUGCUUAUCGACUUGGCAGACGUAGUGCGUAAUACUACUAUUACCGCGGACGCAACUCAAAUCGCUGCCGAUACCGCCGCGGUGGCGGCCAUCUGGUCGUUCGGCCUUAGCAUGGCCGUGUUCGCCACACUUGAGGCUACCGAGAUAAUUAAAAGAGCCGUAAUCUCUCAGAAAUCGGGGGAACUGAACGCCAAAUUGAAAACCGUCGAUACCGAUAUCUCGGCCAAAAUCGGUAAUAAGGUUCACCGUUACAUUGUCCAGUACAAGGCUAAUAACAACUUGAUUCAGUCGAAAUCGCCAAAAGGCCUCGAUACCAAAAAAUGCCGCUCACUGCUCAUGCAGUUCAUGGCCGAAGUGCAAAAGUCUACCGGAAACCUCGAUGUCGCUUCUUUCAAGAAAUACGCCGAGUCGGCGCGGAGGCUCUAUAAUAGCGAUGAGAUCAACAAAGUUUACGACGCUUUGGAUGAUUUGAAUUUCAGUUCAAAGUCGGACGACGAUAUCCAGAAGUUCCUGGGUGUCAUCCAGGGACUGGAUUACCCUAGCACGGCCAUGGCAAUCGUCCGAGGCAUUUCGAUUGCCAUCAUGUAUUACAAGCUGAACAUCGCCAGCAACAAGAUCGAAGCCAACGCCCAGGCGGCUGGAUUCGAUGCUGCAGAGGUGGAGGCGAGCACUUUCGAGAUGCUCGAUGCAGUGGGACAGUUCUUCACCGUCGUUGCGGUCGUCAUGUCUGUGAUCGAUACGGUGUUGGAAAUCCUCGACAUCGUCGACGUGGUGGAGCAGACAAAGCAGAUGUGCGACAAAUUGAACGGGCCCAUCAAAGACAACUACAAGACGUAUUUCGGUGGCAUCAAGACUGCAUCUCAACAAUACAACGCCGCCAUCACUCAGGCCAAGUCUCGUUACGGGUGA